AUGUCCGCCUUCGCAGAUGGGACGGCAGGCCAACGCGCUCGUGGUGGCGGAAAGCGCAACGGCGGCAGGGCUGCCGCGGCCAAGGGCGGUCCCUUGGGCAGGCAGUCGCAGGAUGCGGAUGGGGGCGACGAGGGGGAUCAUGCCGAGCCGGUCACUACCCGUGGUGGCGGAAAGCGCAACGGCGGCAGGGCUGCCGCGGCUAAGGCCGAUCCCUCGGGCAGGCCGGCGCAAUAUGCGGAUGGAGGCGACGAGGGGGAUCAUGCCGAGCCGGAAGCUCGUGGUGGCGGAAAGCGCAACGGCGGCAGGGCUGCCGCGGCCAAAGGCGGUCCCUCGGGCUUGCAGGAUGCGGAUGGGGGCGACGAGGGGGAUCAUGUUGAGCCGGUCACUACCUGUGGUGGCGGAAAGCGCAACGGCGGCAGGGCUGCCGCGGCUAAGGCUGAUCCCUCGGGCAGGCCGGCGCAGGAUGCGGAUGGAGGCGACGAUGGGGAUCAUGCCGAGCCGGAUCAUGCCGAGCCGGAAGCUCGUGGUGGCGGAAAGCGCACCGGCGGCAGGGCUGCCGCGACCAAGGGCGGUCCCUCGGGCUCGCAGGAUGCGGAUGGUGGCGACGAGAAGGAUCAUCCCGAGCCAGAAGCUCGUGGUGGCGGCAUGCGCAACGGUGGCAGGGCUGCCGCGGCUAAGGGCCGUCCCUCGGGCAGGCAGUCGCAGGAUGCGGAUGGUGGCGACGAGAAGGAUCAUGCUGAGCCGGAAGCUCGUGGUGGCGGCAUGCGCAAUGGCGGCAGGGCUGCCGCGGCUAAGGCCGAUCCCUCGGGCAGGCCGUCGCAAGAUGCGGAUGGAGGCGACGAGGGGGAUCAUGCCGAGCCGGAAGCUCGUGGUGGCGGCAUGCGCAACGGCGGCAAGGCUGCCGCGGCUAAGGGCGGUCCCUCGGGCAGGCAGUCGCAGGAUGCGGAUGGUGGCGACGAGAAGGAUCAUGCCGAGCCGGAAGCUCGUGGUGGCGGCAUGCGCAAUGGCGGCAGGGCUGCCGCGGCUAAGGCCGAUCCGUCGGGCAGGCCGUCGCAAGAUGCGGAUGGAGGCGACGAGGGGGAUCAUGCCGAGCCGGAAGCUCGUGGUGGCGGCAUGCGCAACGGCGUUAGGGCUGCCGCGGCCAAGGGCGGUCCCUCGGGCUCGCAGGAUGCGGAUGGUGGCGACGAGAAGGAUCAUGGUGGCUUCAAGUGGGGCGACCGUGGCCUGUAUACGGAUGACGAGGAGGAUGACGAGGAUCAGGAGGAGGACGAGGAGGAGGAGGAGGAGGAGGAGGAGGAGGAGGAGGAGGAGGAGGAGGAGGAGGAUGAGGAGGAGGAGGAACAGUGGGGGCAGGAACGGAGGAAGAGCAAAAGGCACAAGAGAUGCAAAAGCAGGGGAGGCAAGAGGGAUGAGCAAGAGGAUGAGGAGGAGGAAGAGGAGGAGGAUGUGAAACGGGGGGGGCGGGAGAUUAGGAAGGGCAGAAGGCAGAAGAGAGGGAAACUCAGGGGAGGCAGGGGGGAAGAGGAAGAGGGUGGGGAGGAGGAGGAGGGGGAGCAGGAGGAUGAAAAUCAUAGGGGGCAAGAGAGGAGGAAGGGCAGAAAGCACAAAAGAGGCAGAGGCAAGGGAAGCAGGAGGGAAGAGGAAGAAGAGGAAGAAGUGGAAGAGGAGGAAGAGGAUGAGCAUGAGGAUGAGAAGGGGGGGGACCAGGAGCGAAGGAGGGGCAAAAGACACAAGAGUGGCAAACGCCGGGGAGGCAAGAGGGUGAAGCGAUGGGGCGACUAA
Messenger RNA from Closterium sp. NIES-65, 1782 nucleotides. NCBI's taxonomy places the organism in Eukaryota, Viridiplantae, Streptophyta, Zygnematophyceae, Desmidiales, Closteriaceae. The record is from the annotation of a GenBank genome assembly.